AUGGAGAAUGUAAAAUAUGAAAUAAAAUUAAAUGCUAUAAAUUUUAGUAAUUUAAAGUAAAUUGUAGUCGUAUUUGAAGAUUAAUAUAAAAUUUAGCAAAUUGGUAAAUUUUAGUAAAAUUGCACAGAAUAUUCGAAAUGUAGUGCUUCCUACGUUUAAUAUGUGUUUUAUAUUUCAUACUCUCGAAAAUACAAAUUUACACAAUGACGACUCAGCGAGAAAACCAAGAAAAAAAGCUUACGAGAUCACGUUAAUUGACGUCAAUGGUAACCAGAAACUGAAUUCGGAAUGAAGUGAAUUCAGCAGCCACGACGGGUGUGUCAAUAGCGAAAUUUUUUUCUUAAAGUCCCCUCUCUUUCUCCCUCGGCCCGUAGAGGUUCCGCUAUCAAAUUUCAGAGCCUCAAACGUCAGGGAAAAAAGGAAAGAAAAGAAAGAAGAAAAGCAAAAAGGAAAAAAAUGCAAAUGAAACACGGUAUCUGAGAGAUCCACAGGUCGGUGAAAGCGCGAUCGGAAUAUUGGUUGAUUCGCAGCGAAGCGGCAGCGAAUUCGCGAUUCCGAAUCGGCGGUGAGAAUUCAGAGGCGGCGAGGGUGUCGAAAGACGCAUGAGUCGAACGUUAACUCGUCGUCUGGCGUCUUUCUCUGGUUCUUCCCUCCGUCUUCCGUUUCCCUUCGGCUUUCCUCCACCGCGUUUCUCCGCUAUCCUCGGCUCUCUCGCCCCUGUUACUUUCGUCUGCUCGUUCCCUAGCUGCACAGUCCCGGCCUGGACCGAGGAGUGCAUUAAAAUAAAUUAAUUUUCAUGAGAUUUUCCCGUAGCGAAUGGCCGUUACGGGACUUAAAAUAAUAAUUCAACGAGCCGCAUGGGCGGAAUUUGCAUUUCCACGUCACGGCACGCUUCUACCAGCCAGCCAGCCAGCCAGCGACGAUCUUCAACAGCGUAACGGAAGUCGGAAUAGAAUUCAGAAGGCAGCAACGCCGGUUGAAUGGAAGAUGGGAACAACGUGGAAAAGCGAACGGCGAGGGCCACCGAACGCGUCUGGAGAAGCGAGAAGCUGCUUGUUUAUUGGGGAAACAGAUACUCGUCGACUUAAGAGAAGAUUCGUUUAAGCGGCAGAAAUAUUGCGGAUUUAUAAGUAAUUGCUGAGUGAAAUUUCUUUUUUUUUUUUCUAUAUCGCUCAGAGUAAAAAAUAUUUUAAGAUUUAAAUUUUUUUACUUAAGAUUUUGUUUCGAUAUUUUAUUGAUUUCAUUUUGUUUCAUUGGUUUAUUCGGACCCGCUGAUUUUAGGCUAUUCGUCGAAUAAAAAAUUCUUGUUACUACAGAUCAAGAGUUUUGAAACUUUAG
Heterotrigona itama is the source of this 1338-nucleotide messenger RNA. Lineage: Eukaryota; Metazoa; Arthropoda; Insecta; Hymenoptera; Apidae. The record is from the annotation of a GenBank genome assembly.